AUGACCGUCUACGUUGAGUCCGAGGUCAACAGUCUACUUAUGGAUUCCAUUCGUGCACUCUCUGUCACGUUUGAGGAAGUCCGGAAGGCAACCAAGCAGGAUCUUCUGUUAAGACAAGUUAUCAAGUACCACCGCAAUCAGUGGCCCGCGAAAACCUCUGGGGAAUUGCGGCAGUUCCAUCAACGACGAAAUUCUCUGUCUACCAUUAACGAUGGUAUUCUGUUCUAUGAUCGUGUUGUUGCUCCACAACAACUACAAGCGAGGGUCUUGAGAAAGUUCCACAACGGACAUCCCGGCAUCAACCGCAUGAAGGCCGUCGCACGCAAUUAUGUGAAUUGGUCUCACGUGAACCAACAACCGGAACAGCUGGCUUAG
Dibothriocephalus latus is the source of this 375-nucleotide messenger RNA. The record is from the annotation of a GenBank genome assembly. NCBI's taxonomy places the organism in Eukaryota, Metazoa, Platyhelminthes, Cestoda, Diphyllobothriidea, Diphyllobothriidae.